CUGCCACGCAGACUUCCGCCCGGCUCGGAGACCGAGGGCUGGCGGCGGGUCGCGUUGGAGGUGAAGUCGUGACGCGCGGUGUGGAGCUGCAGCCCGGGCAUCAUGUCGGAAGGAAACGCCGCGGGCGAGCCCAGCGCUCCGGGAGGGUCCCGACCCCUCUUGUCUGGGGCGCGGGGACUUAUCGGGCGGCGGCCGGCGCUCCCCCUCACUCCAGGCCGCCUUCCCUCCAUCCGAUCCAGGGACCUCACCCUCGGGGGAGUUAAGAAGAAAACCUUCACCCCAAAUAUCAUCAGUCGGAAGAUCAAGGAAGAGCCUAAGGAAGAAGUAACCAUGAAAAAGGAGAAGCGUGAAAGGGACAGAGACCGACAGCGAGAGGGGCAUGGGCGGGGCCGCGGCCGCCCAGAAGUGAUCCAGUCCCACUCCAUCUUUGAGCAGGGCCCGGCUGAAAUGAUGAAGAAAAAAGGGAACUGGGAUAAGACAGUGGAUGUGUCAGACAUGGGGCCCUCUCAUAUCAUCAACAUCAAGAAAGAGAAGAGGGAGACAGAUGAAGAGACGAAGCAGAUCCUGCGCAUGCUGGAGAAGGAUGACUUCAUUGAUGACCCUGGGCUGAGGAAUGACACUCGAAACAUGCCUGUGCAGCUGCCACUGGCUCACUCAGGGUGGCUUUUUAAGGAAGAGAGUGAAGAACCAGACGUUAAACCUUGGCUGGCCGGCCCCAAGGAAGAGGACAUGGAGGUGGACGGACCUGUUGUGAAAGUGAAAGAGGAGCCACGAGAUGAGGAGGAGGAGGCCAAGAUGAAGGCUCCUCCUAGAGCAGCCAGGAAGACCCCAGGCCUGCUGAAGGACGUGUCUGUGGCGGAGCUGCUCAGGGAGCUGAGCGUCACCAAGGAGGAAGAGCUGCUGUUCCUCCAGCUGCCAGAUACCCUCCCCGGCCAGCCGCCCACCCAGGACGUGAAGCCUAUCAAGACGGAGGUGCAGGGCGAGGAUGGGCAGAUGGUGGUCAUUAAGCAGGAGAAAGACCGGGAAGCCAGGCUGGCAGAGAACGCUUGUACCCUGGCUGACCUGACAGAGGGGCAGGUUGGCAAGCUGCUCAUCCGCAAGUCAGGAAAGGUGCAGCUCCUCCUGGGCAAGGUGACUCUGGAUGUGACCAUGGGAACAGCCUGCUCUUUCCUACAGGAGCUGGUGUCCGUGGGCCUUGGAGACAGUAGGACCGGGGAUAUGACAGUCCUGGGACACGUGAAGCACAAACUCGUAUGUUCCCCUGAUUUUGAGUCCCUCUUGGAUCACAGACACCGGUAAAAUGAGCAGAUGGAGGAGGAUGGCGCCCGUGCCCACGGCUGCUGCCUGCUGCAGAUGUUUCGUUCUCUAAUCUGAGUAACCCGGAGGGGGCCUGUUGAGCCCACCCACUCCAGCCUUCGGCAGCCGUUGUCCCAGUUCCCCCGGGGCCCACAAGGCUUUCCCCCACAGUAGCUGCGAAUGGCACAGUGACCUUCGCACAGCGUGGAUACUGCAUAUCCUUGCUGCUGGGGACUUGCGCCUGCUAUUUAUUUUAGUAUUUAUGUCUCAAUCUCUUUGACUGACUGCAUCCUCCUGAUGGGGAGGAGGAGGGAGAGGGUCUAUAGAAAGAUACAGGUUCCUUCUCUUGGUGGAAGUUGGGCCACGGGGGCAGGAAGUGUGGGGGCUGCGGCUUUUGCUUGUGCACCCUCCUUCCUCCUGGGAGGCGGUGGAGGAGAGAACAGGGAUGGAGUCUCAGACAUAAGUGCAUGGGCCCAGCUCAGCAGGUCCUAGUCUCGUGACCUUGGACAAACUACCUAACCUUUCUGAGCCUCAUGUCCCUCAGCCGACAAAAAUGGAGAUAAUACCUACCUCAUGGGGUUGGCGUGAGGUCUAAUGGGGUAUCAUAGGGGAAAACUCGUCGCACAAGGCCAGACCCAGUAGGCGCUCAAUAAAUGUGAGUUUCCCUUUCCU
Propithecus coquereli (Coquerel's sifaka) is the source of this 1968-nucleotide messenger RNA. It is a transcript of the gene POLR3D, whose product is annotated as polymerase (RNA) III (DNA directed) polypeptide D, 44kDa. Bases 103 to 1299 code for a protein of 398 amino acids. Gene Ontology annotation, molecular function: DNA binding. Gene Ontology annotation, cellular component: RNA polymerase III complex. The record is from RefSeq and is a predicted model, not a curated record. The transcript has 9 exons. Lineage: Eukaryota; Metazoa; Chordata; Mammalia; Primates; Indriidae. Gene Ontology annotation, biological process: transcription by RNA polymerase III.